Messenger RNA from Staurois parvus, 387 nucleotides. NCBI's taxonomy places the organism in Eukaryota, Metazoa, Chordata, Amphibia, Anura, Ranidae. The record is from the annotation of a GenBank genome assembly.
AUGGGGGGUUUGCAGUGUCUGAGGAGUGUGGGAGAUGUAAAGUUAUUUACAAGCAACUUAAAGCCUUGUGGUUCCAUCUCAGAAAUAUACCAGCAUAAGUUUGGGGAUCCAUCAGGAAUUUGUGCAGACCCAGAAGGGAACAUAUUAGUGGCCGAUGUCCAGAAAAGGAAUGUCACUCUCUUUCCAGUUAGUGGGUCCCCCAUUUGUAUUGUCUCCAAGGAUCUUUGCAAGCCAUCAGGCCUAUCAUGCUCUCCAUUUGGCCUCCUGUAUGUGGCAGAUUCUGGGGACAAUUCUGUUAAGGUGUACAAGUACCGUGCAAAGCCAUACUAUGCUCCUAUCAGCCCUAGAAAAUCUGGAGAUGCUCAAUCUCUGACCCCAAGGGCUUAA